Molecule: messenger RNA, 5750 nt
Organism: Oncorhynchus mykiss (rainbow trout)
Lineage: Eukaryota; Metazoa; Chordata; Actinopteri; Salmoniformes; Salmonidae
Product: SLIT and NTRK-like protein 5
Biological process (GO): axonogenesis; positive regulation of synapse assembly
Molecular function (GO): protein binding
Source: RefSeq, a predicted model, not a curated record
GUAAAUUACGUGACAUUUCACAGACUUUGGUGGGUGAAUGGAGGACACUUGCAAAACGUUACAAUUCGAUGUGCUUAUUAUCUUUAGGUUUAUCGUCAUAUGGUCGUAUCCUAUGCCCCUUGAUAGUAGCUCAUUGAAGGCAGAAAAUCGCAGGCUAUUUGAUAAGAAAUGACAGGGAAGUGUAUCUGUGUGCAGUAUAAAAGUUGAGCGUAGUGACAGGUCCACCGAUGAUUCCUUUUUAUGUUCAUGAAAAAUGUAGUAGUCAGGGUAACACCCUACAAACGGCAGUUAUUGCAGGUGCGAUCAAGGAUUUUUACAGGAUCCGUGUUUGUAUGUGAAAGACGGAGAGGGAGAGAGAGAGAUAUAAGAGGGGGAGGGGGAGAGAGAGAGUGCAAUUCAUCCAGGGAGACCGAUUAAGCAACUUUGUUACCAGGCAUAGCUUUGUCCACCCCGGCACAACGCGCAAUGAAAAGAGAACGGCAUUUGGCAGUUAUGGUUGAUCAGCGUUUCUUCUUUCUAUCCCCUUUGGUGCAUUAGUGAGGCAAAUGUGUUCAUAAUUAACAGGCGUCGUAGAACAUUAGUAAGUCGUACAAUGGAGCAUACGUUGUCAUACCUAACAAGGAACGUUCAUAUUUACCCGUGAGUGAGAUUACUUCGGCAGCACAACAGUGUGAGUUUAGCCGUCAACACAGGGAUAAUGCAUCACUGGAUUGCAAUCCUGUUGUUGGUGACUACAUCAGUGGGCAUCGUUGAGAUGUUUGACAAUUAUGGAGAGAUAUGUCGAAGAUUGUGUGCCUGUGAGGAGAAAGAGGGGAUACUGACUGUGGGCUGUGAAAGUAGAGGAAUAGUCGAUCUCUCUGAAGUUAGCCCUGUGUACUUCACAACGUAUAAUUUACUGCUCACAGGGAACCUUUUGAAGAGGCUCUCCACCAAUGACUUUGUUGAAUACAAUGGGCUUACAAUAUUGCAUCUGGGCAACAAUGACAUAUCCACAGUUGAAUCAGGAGCUUUUAAUGGACUUCAGGGAUUAAAAAGAUUACAUCUCAACAAUAACAAAAUGGAUGCCUUGGCGGAAGAUCUUUUCAUCGGCCUUGAAAGUCUGGAAUAUCUUCAGCUAGACUACAAUUCCAUCGCCCAUGUCGAGCCAAAAGCCUUCAGCAAACUGCAUCGUCUGGAGGUCCUGAUUUUAAAUGACAACAUCAUUUCUACUCUUCCCACUGACAUUUUCCAACAUGUCCCUUUGACUCACCUUGACCUGAGGGGGAAUCAACUGAAACUAUUCCCUUAUUCGGGUCUUUUGGAACACAUGGACAGCAUUAUGGAAUUACAACUAGAGGAGAACCCAUGGAACUGCUCUUGUGAGCUGAUUGCACUGAAGGCCUGGCUCGAGAGCAUAUCCUACACCGCUUUAGUGGGUGAUGUGGUCUGUGAGUUUCCAUUCCGGCUUCAUGGGAGAGAUCUUGAUGAAGUCUCUAAACAGGAACUGUGCCCCAGGAGAGCUAUUGCAGAGUAUGAGAUGCGUCCCCGGGCACAUCAGACCACCAAUGCAUACUUUAGGACCACACCAGCCUCAGUCACAGCCUCAUUCACAUCCCGGUCAAGGCCCACCAAGGGACCUCGCCCGUCAGGCAAGUUAAAGUCAAAACCCACAUCUCGAAUCCCCUCCAAUAAACCGCAAAACUAUGGUCAAAUAGUUUCAUAUCAAACCAAAUCCCCAAUGCCUUUGGACUGUCCUACUGCCUGUACUUGCAAUCUCCAAAUUUCAGACCUUGGUCUGAAUGUUAACUGCCAAGAGAGAAAGAUUGAGCGAAUCUCUGACUUAAAUCCCAAACCCUACAAUCCCAAAAAGAUGUAUCUCACAGGGAAUUUUAUCCCCGUGGUGCGGAGAUCAGAUUUCGUUGAAUUGAUUGGAUUAGAUUUGCUUCACCUUGGCAACAAUCGGAUCGCUCACAUCCAUGACAGAGCCUUUGGGGAUUUAACACACUUACGCAGGCUGUACUUGAAUGGGAAUUUGAUAGACCGUCUCACAGUCGAUAUGUUCUUUGGAUUAGAGAGUCUGCAGUUCCUAUAUUUAGAAUACAAUGUCAUUAGAGAAAUUGUUUCAGACACCUUUCAGCAUGUCUCCAACCUUCAGCUGCUCUUCCUAAAUAAUAACCUCCUGAAGACCUUACCCCGGGGAAUCUUUAAUGGGUUGACAUUGGCCAGACUAAAUCUUCGUAAUAAUCACCUCCGCAGUCUGCCCGUCAGUGGCGUGUUGGGUCAACUGACAUCACUGGUGCAGGUAGACUUGUUCGAGAACCCCUGGGAUUGCGGCUGCUCCGUCAUGAAGAUGAAGAUGUGGCUGGAACAGCUUAGCAGCGGCACGGUUGUGGACAAUGUCAUCUGUGGCUCCCCUAAGAAGCUGUUUGGGGAGGAUAUGCGAUACAUUAAGACAACUAAUUUCUGCCUUAAUAACUCUGAUAUCCUUGCGUCCAUGAUCCCACCUUCGGAAGAAUCUGUUCCUGGGAGCACCAUCACCAUAGAAACAUCAUUAGAUUACGACACACAGAUCAACAGUGUUCCCCUGUCUGUUACGAUCCUUGCCCUGCUCCUGAUGUUCAUCGUUUCGGUGUUUAUCGCUGCGGGACUGUUUGCAGCCAUGAAGAAGAGACGUCAAAAGACACUAAAUGAGCAGAAUAACUCCAUGAACGCGUGCAUCAGUUCGCUGAACAUGGAGUACGGUCUAUACAAAAAGGGAUCCGUUCCAAAAGUCAGAACGUCUGCAGGGCAUGUGUAUGAGUACAUCCCCUCUCCCACUGAACAGACGUGCAAAAACACAGUCUGUAGCCCCACAGUGUAUCGGCCAAUGGAGAACAAGUCAGUGGAUGGGUACAGAGACGUUGAUCAGUUGAAUGUGACGUUUCUGAAUAACCACUCGGAAGAAGAGACGGGUAGUAACGCAAUAAGCGAUGAAUACGGUGUUAGUACUCCACUCAACAAACACUCCCCUUUACAAGACGAUGUCCUAGACCCAGACGAGCCGUCACCUUACAGCAAUACUUUACCAUGCAGGCAUACUGCCCAUUCAUCAAAUCAGUAUAACUCAGACUUUAAUGUCAGACAUCAAUACAUGCACCCAGAAAGAAUACAGCAGACAAUAUUAUAUUGCACAGCACCGAGUGCUGUUUAUGUUGAACCUAACAUAAGUGAGUACUGGGAACUGAAAGCCAAGCUUCAUAGUGAUCCCGACUACCUUGAAGUUCUUGAGAAACGUACCACGUUCACCCAGUUUUGAAUGACUUGAUUUUCUUCCUUGACUGGUUGAGUAAUUGCUUGUUGCAUUGGGGCAAGCUGUGCUCAUGUUGGAAAAAUGUGUGGAUCUGUCUUUUGAAACUAUACAGACAUGCAGAGGCUUCCCUUAACAGCGUAAAGCAAUAGGUAUUCCGUUAACUUGUUUAUUCUUGAUCAAUUACAGUCUCGCUUUGAGAAACGUUUAUUUUUUUUAAGUUAUCCAAUCUCUGUGCCAACAACUAUGUAAAUAUGCAGUUUUAAGUAUGCUUGUUGCAAUUUUAAAAUGAGGCUCAACUGGCUUCUGUAUGCAUCAUCAUCAUCAUCAUCAGCUAUAUGGCUAAACAAUGUUUUUAAAAGAUAAAUGCAUAAUCUAUACUUCAUAAGAAAUAUUUGGGGUGGUACAGUUUAUCAUUUUCAAUAAUUGUCUAUUUUUAUACAAGUAUUUGAGGAUGUAAUUCUUCUUCUGUUUUUGUUUUUAUGACUUUGCACUGAUUGACAGGAACAGGUCAACAACGAAUAUGAUGUCAUUUUCUGAUAUAUAGUCUAUGUGAAUAACCAUGGCCGUAUAGCUGUAUGUAAAAAUUUUGCAGGUAUGUAACUACUGCAUUGUGAAGAAGUUAUAAGACAUUUGCCAUUAUACCUGCAAUAUAGCCACUUCUUUUUCCAGUUUGGAGACAAUCCUCAAUUUCCCAAUUUGUUUUUUUUAUCUUUAGAGAUAUGAAAUAAGUAUUCACAAAAGGGGACAGUGGGGUAAGUUAAGCCAUUUUUUACAUUCAGCAUCACUCUAACAAAGAUAUCUAUAUAUAUUCAGGAUAUUUUGUAUCCCUGGAAAUAAUAAAAAUUCAUGUAAACAUUACAGUUUUGAAAGCAUAGCUUGUACAAAAAAAAGUGGUCUCUUUUAGCAAAACUUACCCCAAGUAUGGGGAAAGUUCAGCCACGGGACAGGAUAAAUUAAGACGCCUACUGAAUUAAAUAUUGCCACCACCUUUUUAAAGCCAUGUCUGUCUUCAUUUCCCAAACACAAUUCAACACAAUCACAAUCGCUUUUUGUUUUUUAAUUAUUUUAAGCUUCUUUUAACACCGGCUUAACACCUAAAAAAAACACUUUGUACUUGUUAAAACACUUUUAACAUCGGGCAGCCCCUGCUGUUACUUCAUGUCCCAGCAAUAAUGUCUUGCAUUAUGCCUAGGAAGAAAGCACUUUAAUUUGCUCAACUUGCCAUGGGCUCAACUUACCCCAUGGCCAUUGGCUCAACUUACCCCAUAGCCAUUGGCUCAACUUACCCCAUGGCCAUUGGCUCAACUUACCCCAUGGCCAUUGGCUCAACUUACCCCAUGGUCAUUGGCUCAACUUACCCCAUGGCCAUUGGCUCAACUUACCCCAUGGCCAUUGGCUCAACUUACCCCAUGGCCAUUGGCUCAACUUACCCCAUGGCCAUCGGCUCAACAUACCCCAAGGCCAUCGGCUCAACUUACCCCAUGGCCAUCGGCUCAACUUACCCCAUGGCCAUCGGCUCAACUUACCCCAAGGCAAACAUUUUGACUAUAUUAGCCCACACAGCUACAAGGAUGCACGUUCAUGCUAGGUUUAUUGUUGUUCACCACUUUUUCCAAUGUGGUUUCUUCCUUCAGAGACUCCGUGAAAUGAUGACCUCUUCCUAAAUAGUUGGUCAAAUGAUUCACUUUGUGUAUUGUUUCCUACAAAACAUGGGUGGCUCAACUUACCCAUUUGGCUCAAUUUACCCCACUCUCCCCUAAUCAUUGUCAACAAAUAAACUGAAAUGACAUGUAUCCCUCAUAUCGCUAGGCAUAGCUCUAUUUAAAAUGCAUUCGGAUGCAAAAUAACUUUUGGUGAAUGUCAAACAUGUUUGAUCACUUAAAUAUAUUUUUGGGGUAUUACUGUAGAGUCUAAAUUUGAAUUCAUUGUUAGAUUUUUUUUUUAGUUAAGGUCCGAGCUAGAGUUGCAAAAUUCCAGUAACUUUCCCAAACAUCCUGGUUGGAGUAUUCCAGAUUUCCUGCGUCUUCCUGGAAUAUUUUAGCCAGGAUUUCUGGAAAACCUGUGAAUUUUGGGGAAAGUAACACAAUUUUGCAACCCUAGACCUCUCAUUUGACGUUUUAGUCAUUUAACAGACACUCUUAUCCACGGCAACUAGGGUUAACUGCCUUGCACAUUGGCAGAUUUUUUUCAGCUAGUCGACAAGGGGAUUCAAACCAGCGACCUUUUUGGUUACUAGUCCAAUGCUCUUAACCGCUAGGCUACCUGACUGUGGUCUAUUACGUUAUGAUGUCUAUUCAAAGUGUUGAAAAAUAAUUGUGUAGAGAUUAGUAAAUGUAAUGAAAUUGACCAUUCUCAAAUCAAAUCAUCUAACAUGCUUUGUAAAACAGCAGCAGUCGUAGACUAACAGUGAAAUGCUUACCUACGGGCCUUACUCAACAAUGCAGAGAGAAAAAUAAUAGAAACAUAAUAGCACAAGGAAUAA